GCCAAAUGGAAACGAUUCCCGUGGCACAAACAGUGCGGAAGUUUAGUGCAACUGCAACGUUCGCGAUUGUUAAACGUGUGCUGUGGUUUUUUUUGUUGGUUCAAAUUGGCUGCAAUCCGCGCGAUUUCGACGCCAUGCAGUUUGAGCAAAUCGACUGUUGAUUGAUACGACUCGAAGGGGAAAAGGAUUAAACGGCUUUAACAAUGCACUCAAAUCUGUGGAUAUUUAUUUGGCGCCGGAAACUCUCCUUCCUGCUCGUCGUUUCUGGCCUGGUGCUCCUCGGCCUCUGGACAUGGGCCAUACUAAUCGAUACGACAGCCGCCACGCAGCCACCCGCCGCAGUCUCUGCCACUUCUGAGCGCCAACAGCAACAGCAGUCCGCCGGCUACCAGCAGGUGCACAUCAUCCAGAAGCUGAUUGCCCAGGCCAACAGGGUGCUGAGAGCCGAUAGACUCAGGGAUAACGCCGUUGAGAAGUCGCCUUCGCCAGUCCAGCGCUUGGGCAACGUGCGAUUCCUGCGGCCCACGCAGGCCAAGAAGGCUCCGCUGCCCAUGUCCGAGAGCUAUUUGUUUGAGCAGGAGCGCUUGAAGAUCCUCGAGCAGCAGCAGCGCCAAAGGAACGCCGGAAUGGAGGAGCUGAACGCGAAUGCCGAGGAUGAGCGAAUGCUCAGUUCGGCCGAGCGACAGACGCAGUACGAGCACGAGCUACAGCGGAUGGGAGUGCCGGUGGUGGCCGGGAUCGGGCCGGAUGGUCCCAGGGCUCCGGCCGAGCGUCUGGUGCAUCUGGAUCUCAAGGGCGCCCCGCCCAAGCUCAGCUUCCUCAAGCAGCUGCUGCCCGUGCUGCGGGCUCUGGGCGCCACGGGUCUGCUCAUCGAGUACGAGGACAUGUUCCCCUACAGCGGGGUGCUCCAGCCACUGGCGGCGCACAAUGCCUACAAGGAGGAUGAACUGAGGGACUUUCUGGAGUGCGCUGCCCUCCAUGGCUUGAGUGUAAUGCCCCUCGUCCAGACCUUCGGGCACAUGGAAUACGUGCUCAAACUCUCAGGCUUCGAGCAGUUGCGGGAGUUGGCGGAGAGCCCGCAAUCGAUCUGUCCCAGUCAGCCGCAGAGCAUGGCGCUGCUGGAGCAGAUGCUCACCCAAGUGAUCGAGCUUCACACGCAGUGUUUGGGCCAGGCGACGCCUGCAUCCGCCGUUCCCACAUCCCCCAUUCGGUUCAGCCACAUCCACAUCGGCUGCGAUGAGGUGCAGCGCAUGGGCGAGUGCUCCUCGUGCCGCCAGAGGCUGCGUAGUGAGCUCUUCCUCUCGCAUGUGGUUAGUCUGGCGCACUUCAUCCGCCGCCAGUGGCCCCACUUGGGCGUGGUCAUCUGGGACGACCAGCUGCGGUCGAUGUCCCUCAGCGAACUGCAGCACUCGCAGGUGGGCAGCUAUGUGGAGCCCAUGGUGUGGGUCUAUGCCAGCGAUAUCUAUCGCUUCAUCCAACCGCAACUGUGGGACACCUAUGCCAAGGUCUUUCCCAGCGCCUGGACUGCAUCCGCUUUCAAGGGAGCCUUUGGCGAGAGUCUGCUGGUGCCGCCGCUGCAGCAUCACCUGGAGAACAACAUCCGCUGGCUGGCGGUGAUUGCCAAGGAGGGCGGACGAUUUGCCAAGGGUCUGCGUGGUUUGGCCCUGACCGGUUGGCAGCGGUACGAUCACUUCGCCGUGCUCUGCGAACUCCUGCCCGUGGGCAUUCCCAGCCUGAUGACCUCGCUGUCCACCGUUUCCAAGGGCUACUUCAGCACGAAUCCGCGUGACAACGAACUGCUGCGCGUGCUGCAGUGCGUCCACCAGCCGGACAGCCGUCGGUCAGGUCGUCCCUGGCUCGAGUUGCAUCCGAAUGCCCAUCAUAGCCAGCUCUUCGCCGUUUGUAACUACCCGGGUCACAUGGUCUUCAAGUACGCCCUCCGUUUGUACGACAAGCUGGCCGAGAUUGGACUCUAUCUGCAGCAGACACGCGACCAGAGCGCCUGGCUUUCGGACUACAAUGUGCGGCACAACUUCAGUUCGCCGCUGAGGGUAAGGGAACUGACCGCCAGGACGCCGAUGCUGAUCGAGGAGCUGCGAAUGAUGGCGCGGGAGGCACAGCAACUGCUGUGGGAGGUGUACGAUGAGUACACGGUGACGGAGUUCGUGGAGCAGCACAUUUAUCCCACUAUCGAGGCACUGCAGCGACAGUUGGCCAGAGCGGAACUGCUGCUCCAGAGGCGCACUUGGCCGCAGAGGCCACUGCCGCUGCCUCUGAAAGUGCAGGAGGACAUGGGACUGGUGACGCAUCAGCAGCAGCCAUGA
This is a messenger RNA of Drosophila takahashii, 2324 nucleotides long. RefSeq names its product hexosaminidase D. Gene Ontology annotation, molecular function: hexosaminidase activity. The record is from RefSeq and is a predicted model, not a curated record. Lineage: Eukaryota; Metazoa; Arthropoda; Insecta; Diptera; Drosophilidae.